AUGAGGUUUUCCAAUAGUAUUUUUGCAUCCUUGCCCUCCAUAGUAAUCAACAAACCUUUAGAUUUCAUGUCAUAUAUUAGAAAAAUUAAAAAAAGACAAACCAUAAAAGAUUUGAAAUUUAAAAAUGUUUUCCAAUAUUAUUACUAUAUUCAAUCUAAAAAAUUAAAAAUACAAACAAAAUCGUUUCAGCUUUUCAUUAGGAAAGAGUGGUCAGAAUCUUCUGACUGCAAAAAAACCUUAUAUACCCUAUUAUUUUUUAAAGAAUGCAAAAUAGAUUAUCACUUAUUAAAUUAUAACGAGUUUGGUAAACUUGUGGGUUGGAAUACACCUAUUAAUAGUGCAUAUAUUUUGUUUCGGUCCAACUUCAAAGAAUAUUAUUUCUCUGACAAUUAUAACAAUAGAAUUGGCAAUAAACCUAAAAAAUACACUAUCAAGAUAAAUAGUCUGGCAGAUUUGAAUCAUGCAUCAACAUCAAUUAAAUACAUUAAAAAAUUACCACCAAGCCUCAGUCGGAAUGAACAUUAUUUAAACAGCACAACUGCUUAUUUUACUCAAUACAAAAAAAUGUGUCAGGAAUGUCAGUCGAUUUGGAAAAAUCAAGUGAGUGAAGAGCAAAAAAGAAUUUUAUGGAAAAGAGUUAAAGAAUUGAAAUUAGGGUUUUCAAACAAGGUAGAAAAAGAAAUUAAAAAUUUAGAUGAGCUGGAUACUCUAUUAUAA
Molecule: messenger RNA, 717 nt
Organism: Saccharomycodes ludwigii
Lineage: Eukaryota; Fungi; Ascomycota; Saccharomycetes; Saccharomycodales; Saccharomycodaceae
Gene: CIM1
Product: mitochondrial HMG-box protein CIM1
Exons: 1
Coding region: 1-717 (238 amino acids)
Source: RefSeq, a predicted model, not a curated record